UCUUCAUCAACCUUCCGAGAAUAUAAGGGCCCUUUUUCUCUCUCCGCCCAUUCUUAUAUAUACAUUCAUUAAACAUAUUGAAUCGAUUCUUACAUUGCAUUUCACUUUCAGCAAUUCUUUCUGGGGGUGAUUGUGGUUUAUUUGAUUAAGCUAUAGUGCAAAGUCAAUAUGGCUAAUGAUGGUGGAGAAGGAAGCGGGAAAAACUCAGGGUUUCCUCAUGUUGUCCUCAAUGAAAGGAUUCUUUCUUCAAUGUCGCGAAGAUCUAUUGCUGCUCAUCCCUGGCAUGACUUGGAGAUUGGACCAGGUGCUCCAGCAGUUUUCAACUGUGUGGUUGAAAUUGGCAAAGGUAGCAAGGUUAAGUAUGAGCUUGACAAAAUAAGUGGUCUUAUAAAAGUUGAUCGUGUUCUCUAUUCAUCUGUUGUUUACCCACACAACUAUGGUUUCAUCCCUCGAACUAUCUGCGAAGACAGUGAUCCUAUGGAUGUUCUGGUACUUAUGCAGGAGCCUGUGCUACCUGGUACUUUCCUCCGUGCACGUGCCAUUGGUUUAAUGCCCAUGAUAGACCAGGGCGAAAAGGAUGACAAAAUCAUAGCAGUAUGUGCUGAUGAUCCUGAGUUUCGCCAUUACACAGACAUCAAUGAGCUUCCUCCUCAUCGUCUGCAAGAAAUCCGCCGCUUUUUUGAGGACUACAAAAAGAAUGAGAACAAGAAAGUUGAUGUGGAAGACUUCUUGCCAGCUGAGGCUGCCAUCAGUGCCAUCAAGUACUCCAUGGAUCUUUAUGCGUCUUACAUUGUUGAAAGCUUGAGGCAGUGAAUUUAUUUGGAGAAUGUUCAGUGACUAUGACACAAUUUAGUAUUUAUAAUACUAAGGCUAGACUUCUUGCUAUAUGCCCGUUUGCUGAACUUCUAUCACUUGAAUGUUCAAUGGCCAAGUUUCACUUGUGCUUAUUAUGAAUAUAUAACUGGAUAUGCUUGUUUCAACUUGUUGAAUGAAAUUUACUUAUGCUUGGGCUAUGCUUGGUCAAUA
Molecule: messenger RNA, 1026 nt
Organism: Jatropha curcas
Lineage: Eukaryota; Viridiplantae; Streptophyta; Magnoliopsida; Malpighiales; Euphorbiaceae
Gene: PPA2
Product: pyrophosphorylase 2
Biological process (GO): phosphate-containing compound metabolic process
Cellular component (GO): cytoplasm
Molecular function (GO): inorganic diphosphate phosphatase activity; magnesium ion binding
Source: RefSeq, a predicted model, not a curated record